AAAAAAAAAUCAUUUCGCACGGUCGACAUAUUUGAGGUUAAUAAUUUUUAUAUUUUAACCCAUAAGAAUAAUGAAACAAAAUAUUAAAGACGGUAAAAAAUCUGGAAAUAAAAAUAAAUUCAAAUUGUAUAAAACCAAAAAGAAAAAUACAGAUGAUGCAGCCAUUCAAUAUUUACAGGCGCAAUAUGAAAAGAUUGUUUCAGGUGAAAUAAAAACAUUCAAAGAUUUUCCACUGUCUCAAAAAACUUUAAAAGGUCUCAAGGAUAACAAUUACAACACUCCUACAGAGAUCCAGAGAGAAGCCAUUGGGUAUGCAUUGCAGGGCAAGGAUAUAUUAGGAGCUGCUAGAACAGGUUCAGGAAAGACCCUUGCAUUCUUGGUGCCAAUAUUAGAAAUAUUGUUUUGUAAAAAAUGGACCAGACUAGAUGGAGUGGGGGCUUUAGUUAUAUCACCGACCAGAGAGUUGGCAUACCAGAUAUAUGAGACUUUGAGGAAAGUUGGCAGUCUGCAUGACUUCUCAGCGGGGUUAAUAAUUGGUGGUCAGAAUCUUAAGUUUGAAAGGAAGAGAAUGGAUCAAAUUAACAUUCUAAUCUGUACUCCCGGUCGCCUCCUACAGCAUAUGGAUGAGAAUCCACUAUUUGACUGCAGCCACCUUCAGAUUCUAGUCUUGGAUGAAGCCGAUAGAUGUUUGGACAUGGGUUUUGAGACUACCAUGAAUGCUAUAAUAGAAAAUUUACCACCCGAGAGGCAGACGCUUUUGUUUUCUGCAACACAGACAAAAUCUGUGAAAGAUCUGGCUCGCCUCAGUUUAUCUUUUCCAACAUAUGUAGCUCCGCAUGAGCAGGCAGCCACUGUGACACCGGAAUCUCUGCAGCAGAGUUAUAUUGUUUGUGAGAUUGAUGAAAAAAUUGGUAUCCUUUGGUCAUUUAUCAAGAAUCACUUGAAGCAAAAGGUGUUAGUGUUCAUGGCCACAUGUAAACAAGUUAAAUACACAUAUGAUUUGUUUUGUAAGUUGAGACCUGGUGUUAGCCUUCUAGCACUAUAUGGGACAUUACACCAAGAGAAAAGAGAAAAAAUAUACAAUGAGUUUUGCAGAAAAUCUAAUGUUGUACUUUUUGCAACAGAUUUAGCUUCCAGAGGGUUGGACUUUCCAAGAGUUAAUUGGGUCAUACAGAUGGACUGUCCAGAAGAUGUUGAUACAUACAUACACAGAGCAGGCCGUACUGCACGAGGCACAUUUGGAAAAGGUGAAGGUCUCCUGAUGUUGUUGCCUAAUGAGGAAAAAAUUGUGGAAGAUUUGCAAAAAAGUAAAAUACCUAUAAACAAAAUAUCUGUUGACCCAUCAAAAGUCAUUGCUCCACAAAGGAAAAUAGAGGCUUUGCUUUCCGACAACACAGAUCUGAAACAGACAGCUCAAAGAGCAUUUGUUAAUUAUUUAAAAUCAGUUUUUUUAAUGAAGAAUAAAGAUAUAUUUAAUGUUCAACUUUUGGAUACUGAUGCAUAUGCCAGGUCUCUUGGUUUGAUAGUACCCCCUAGAAUAAGAUUCAUGCACAGGGCCAUAAAAAGUAAUAUUGAAAAUAAACAGACAGAUGAAACUGAAAAUAAUGAUGUGGUUGAAAAAUUAAAAGCAAACAUGAUAAAUAAGGGUGAGGAAUCCGAGCAAAGUGACUCUGAAGAUGAAGAAAUAGAUGAUCAAAUUCAAGAAAGUAAAAACAAUACAAAGCAGAAAAAGAAGCCAGAUUUAAUUAAAUUUGAUUUUCACAAUGAUGAUAGUGAUGAGGAUGAUUUCCUUCAAGUUAAAAAAACUGAUGUAGAAGUGGAAACAACUCCUUUACAAGAAGAGAAUAUUAAAUCAAAGAAGAAAUCUAAACCAAUUACUAAAGCUGCUGUGGCUAAAAAAAUAUUGAAGAAAAAAAUUACAGUAAAUACUAAAGUUAAAUUUACAGAAGAAGGUGAAGCAAUUGGAGAUGAAAAGAAGGAUGUCAAAUCGGAACUAGCAAAACAAUUUAUUAAUGAGAAUGUUGGUGGUAUAGAUAUUGAAAAAGCAAAAGAAGUUUUAAGAGAAGAGGAUAAAUAUGACAAAAUAAGGUUCAGAGAAAAGGUGAAAGCAAAACAUAGGGAAAAUAAAAGAAAACUUAAAAAUAAAAAGAAGGAAGACGAAGGAGAUAAGGAUGAUUUUGGAUCACAGUCAGAAUCUGAUGGACCUGAUUUGUCGUGGUUACCUGAUCCUGAUAAAGUUUACGAUGAAAACAAUAAGAGUGAUGUAGAACAAGACAGCAAUGAUGAUAGUAAUAGAAGUAACACACAAUCUGAUAGUGAACAAUCUGAAGAGGAACAUGAAAAAUAUCAUAGGCCAACAAAACGGAAAUUAGUGGAGAGUAGAGGCAUACCACAAGAAAGUGUGGCGCCUCGAAAAGUAAAGAAAAUGCAAGAUCUAUCUGCUUCACUGUCUGUACACGAGGCAGAGGCACUGGCUAUGCAGUUGCUGCGAACUAAAUCAUAAACAUUUAUAAUUAAUAUAAUAAAUAUGUUAAAUAUGA
This is a messenger RNA of Achroia grisella, 2540 nucleotides long. RefSeq names its product probable ATP-dependent RNA helicase DDX10. Gene Ontology annotation, molecular function: RNA helicase activity; nucleic acid binding; ATP binding. Gene Ontology annotation, cellular component: nucleus. Gene Ontology annotation, biological process: rRNA processing. Bases 71 to 2503 code for a protein of 810 amino acids. The transcript is spliced from 3 exons. The record is from RefSeq and is a predicted model, not a curated record. Lineage: Eukaryota; Metazoa; Arthropoda; Insecta; Lepidoptera; Pyralidae.